Molecule: messenger RNA, 1277 nt
Organism: Helianthus annuus (common sunflower)
Lineage: Eukaryota; Viridiplantae; Streptophyta; Magnoliopsida; Asterales; Asteraceae
Exons: 7
Coding region: 157-1026 (289 amino acids)
Source: RefSeq, a predicted model, not a curated record
GGGAAUAUGUGGUAACAGAUUUUUCUUGCAAAAAUGUAUUAACCAAAACUUCCACAACUCAAUCACUCACAAAUUCCAACAAAUCAUCUCAAAUUCAUCAAAAUCUUCAACAAAUUCAUCAACAUCGAUCAAACGCUCGAAAAAUCACAUCAAUCAAUGGCUGAAUUCACCGCAAUCCAACGCCUGAUGCCGAUCUUCACUAUCGACGAAAUGCCGCUAGGUUUUGAUCCAAAAUACGUCAUCGGAGCCGCCGUAUACGGCGGCGGAAGUUGCAGAGGACUGAGAACAGCAGAUAAACGGAAGAUCACGAAGUUAAGCAGUUAUAACCGUAAUCGUACGGCUCGGAGUAUGAAAGUUUUCGCGUCGAUGUCUGGAAGUAAGUCGAAGAACAUGAGAGGUAAGGAUGUUGAUGCAGUUGUUGAUCAGGAAGCGAUUUAUGAUGAUCUGUUGGGAGAUCCGGAUUAUGAGAAUGAUGAUCUGUCGUGUUUUAGAGGUUUAGUGUUGGACAUCUCGUAUAGGCCUAUAAAUGUUGUCUGCUGGAAACGUGCGAUUUGUUUGGAGUUCAUGGAAAAGGCUGAUGUUCUUGAAUACUACGAUCAAACUGUGAACUCUGUUAAUGGAUCAUUCUAUAUACCUGCGGUUUUAAGGGUUCCACAUUUGCUUCAAGUUGUAAAGAGGAGAAAAAUCAUCAGUACGCUUAGUCGAAAGAAUAUACUGGCCCGUGACAAGUUUUCUUGCCAGUAUUGUUCUUCAACCACAAACUUAACUAUUGACCAUGUUUUACCUAUAUCACGUGGUGGCGAAUGGGAAUGGGAAAAUCUGGUUGCUGCUUGUUUAAGUUGCAACUCAAAGAAAGGUCAAAAAACUCCGGAGGAAGCAAACAUGAAGCUGCAUAAGGUCCCAAAGGCUCCGAAAGACUAUGAUAUAAUUGCCAUACCCUUAACAAACACUGCGAUAAAGAUGCUACAAAUGAGAAAGGGGACCCCAGAAGAGUGGCUUCAGUAUUUGGGAGGGCCAUCUCCUUGAUUAAAACUUGUACAUGUUCAUUGAUUCGACCCGGACAUAAGUUUAUAUAUAUGAUCUAAUGGCCGAGGUAAGUGCCUAAAUGUAUAUAGAAUUAUAUAAUUUAAGUUAGUAUUAUAUGUAUGUUCAUGUAGGAUAUGAUUCUACAUUUAUGAACAUAUAUGUAUAAACUCAAACCCACUUGUUAAUAAACUGAUAUAUAUAGGCUCCUUUUACUCUUGAUAUAUGAUAAUACUUGAAAACAAAGUUAUUUU